Aspergillus bombycis is the source of this 483-nucleotide messenger RNA. It is a transcript of the gene cyn1, whose product is annotated as putative cyanate hydratase. Lineage: Eukaryota; Fungi; Ascomycota; Eurotiomycetes; Eurotiales; Aspergillaceae. The coding region runs from base 1 to 483 and encodes 160 amino acids. The transcript is spliced from 3 exons. Gene Ontology annotation, molecular function: cyanate hydratase activity; DNA binding. The record is from RefSeq and is a predicted model, not a curated record.
AUGUCUCUCGCAACACUUGACACAUCGCAACACCCCAACCUCCCCUCCGCAUCCGCGACUCUCUUCCAGGCCAAAGCCGCCAAGAAAUUCAGCUUCGAACAGAUUGCCCAGCACAUCGGUCGCAACGAAGUCGCAACCGCAGCCAUUUUCUACGGCCAGGCCAAGGCCUCGCCGGAAGACAUCACCAAUCUCGCUUCCCUCCUAGAAAUCUCUCAGGAGGCCCUGGAGGAGCAGCUCAGCGGCUUUCCUGAUCGCGGCAAGUCCGUGGAAAUGCCUCCCAAGGAGCCUCUGAUCUACCGCUUGUAUGAGAUCGUGCAAAACUAUGGGUAUGCCUACAAGGCGGUUUUGAACGAGAAGUUCGGCGAUGGUAUCAUGAGCGCUAUCUCGUUCUCGACAAAGGUGGAGAAGGAGACAGAUGCAGAUGGAAACAACUGGGCCGUUAUUACCCUUCGUGGCAAGUGGCUUCCUUUCUCGAGAUUUUAA